UCUAUGGUUGGGUUUCAUUAGCGAAGGUUCUUUUACACGUGUAAAUAGAAGUUAAUUUAGAAAAUAUAAUACGUGUAAUAUAAUUACUGUUAAUUGAUGAAAUACAGUUAAUCGUCCAAAUUAUUUUUAAUUCGUGGGUGAAUGUAUUAUAACUUAAUUUUUUGGAUCCCAUAUUUGCAUGCAGACGUAAUAACUGCCUUGCAGAAAAUUCUGAUUAUUAAUUUUUGAAUGUGCUAACUAAUACACAUAACAAUGCCUUUGUCGUGUAGAUUUUAUAAAGAAAAGUAUCCAGAAGUGGAAGAUGUAGUUAUGGUUAAUGUACGUUCGAUAGCAGAAAUGGGAGCUUAUGUCCACUUAUUAGAAUAUAACAACAUUGAAGGAAUGAUACUGUUAUCUGAACUUUCAAGAAGACGUAUCCGUUCGAUAAAUAAAUUGAUUAGAGUUGGUAAAACGGAACCCGUUGUAGUAAUAAGAGUUGACAAACAAAAAGGUUAUAUUGACUUGUCAAAACGAAGAGUAAGUGCAGAAGAUGUUGAGAAGUGUACAGAAAGGUUUUCAAAAGCCAAAGCAGUUAAUUCAAUCUUAAGACAUGUGGCUGAAUUGCUCAAAUAUGAAAAUGAUGAUCAAUUAGAAGAAUUAUAUGAAAAGACUGCUUGGCAUUUUGAGGAGAAAUUUAAAAAGAAAGCUGGUGCCUAUGACAUCUUUAAACAAGCUGUUUUAGAUCCUAGUAUUUUGGACGAGUGUGGAUUAGAUGAAAAUACAAAAGAAGUGUUGCUAAGCAACAUUAAAAGAAAAUUAACAUCCCAGGCAGUUAAAAUCCGGGCAGAUAUCGAGUGUGCCUGUUAUGGUUAUGAAGGAAUUGAUGCUGUAAAGGCAGCUCUUAAAGCUGGACUUGCAUUAUCCACAGACGAACUGCCAAUUAAAAUUAAUCUCAUAGCUCCACCACUAUAUGUAAUGACAACUUCUACACCAGAAAAGCAGGACGGACUUAAGGCUUUAAAUGUUGCUAUAGAAACUAUUGAAGAAGCAAUCACUAAAUUGGGAGGAGUGUUUAAGGUGCAAAUGGCUCCUAAAGUUGUAACAGCUACAGAUGAAGCCGAAUUAGCUAGGCAGAUGGAGAGGGCGGAAGCAGAAAAUGCAGAAGUGGCUGGAGAUGAUGAUGAAGAAGAAAUGGAGGAAGAAGGAGAAGCAAUUAAUGGUGAAGAAGUUGACGACGAUAAUAAUGACGAUAUGGAUGAUGUGUAUUGAAUGAUUUUUUUUUAAUAAAAGUUACAGUAAUAUUAACAAA
Molecule: messenger RNA, 1288 nt
Organism: Agrilus planipennis (emerald ash borer)
Lineage: Eukaryota; Metazoa; Arthropoda; Insecta; Coleoptera; Buprestidae
Gene: eIF2alpha
Product: eukaryotic translation initiation factor 2 subunit 1
Exons: 3
Coding region: 253-1248 (331 amino acids)
Cellular component (GO): eukaryotic translation initiation factor 2 complex; multi-eIF complex; eukaryotic translation initiation factor 2B complex
Molecular function (GO): ribosome binding; RNA binding; translation initiation factor activity
Source: RefSeq, a predicted model, not a curated record